Juglans regia (Persian walnut) is the source of this 910-nucleotide messenger RNA. Its product is annotated as inorganic pyrophosphatase 2-like. NCBI's taxonomy places the organism in Eukaryota, Viridiplantae, Streptophyta, Magnoliopsida, Fagales, Juglandaceae. Gene Ontology annotation, molecular function: phosphatase activity. The coding region runs from base 8 to 853 and encodes 281 amino acids. The transcript is spliced from 4 exons. The record is from RefSeq and is a predicted model, not a curated record.
UGUAGCAAUGGCAGGAGUGGUGGUGGUUUUCGACUUCGACAAGACGAUUCUCGACUGCGAUAGCGAUAACUGGGUUGUGGAUGAGUUGGGUAUCUCCGAGUUGUUUACCCAGUUCCUCCCUACCUUGCCUUGGAAUUCGCUCAUGGAUAGGAUGAUGAUGGAGCUUCACUCACGGGGAAAAACGAUAAAGGACAUUGCAGAGUGUUUGAAACAUGCUCCACUGAACCCCAGGAUUAUCUCUGCAAUUAAAUCAGCCCAUGCUUCUGGGUGUGAUUUGAGAAUACUCAGUGACGCAAAUGCCUUUUUCAUCGACACGAUUUUGAAACAUCAUGGUUUGAUUGAAUGUUUCACAGAAAUCAACACGAACCCAAGUUUUAUUGAUGAGGAAGGCUGGCUUAGAAUCUUACCAUACCAUGAUUUCAGUUCUCAUUCUCAUGGCUGCAGUAGUUGUCCUCCCAACUUGUGCAAGGGUUUAGUGAUGGAAAGGAUCCGAGCUUCUCUUCCAGCUGAGGGAAAGAAAAAUAUCAUCUAUCUUGGAGAUGGAACUGCAGAUUUUUGCGCUGGUUUGAAGCUUGAAGAAGGAGAUUUUCUGAUGCCAAGGAAGAAUUACCCAAUCUGGGAGAUAACUUGCACCAACCGAAGCCUCAUCAAGGCAAAAGUCCAUGAGUGGAAUGAUGGGGAGGACCUUGAGACUAUAUUGCUCGAUUUAAUAAACCCAUUUUUCAUUGAAGAGAAAUACAAUGUGAGAAGCAGUACUACUGAUCGAAUGGUACUUGCAGUUGAGUGCAAGUUCCUCACGAGUUCAAUCCCUGCCCAUGAAGCCUCUAGCAAUAGUACCCUCCCAGUUCCCUAGUAGUUGUAAAGAAUUCUGAUUGUUGGCUCAAUACGAACAUCAAUAAUUUUUCCUGUA